This is a messenger RNA of Penicillium diatomitis, 1419 nucleotides long. Its product is annotated as MFS transporter. Gene Ontology annotation, molecular function: transmembrane transporter activity. The record is from RefSeq and is a predicted model, not a curated record. The coding region runs from base 1 to 1419 and encodes 472 amino acids. NCBI's taxonomy places the organism in Eukaryota, Fungi, Ascomycota, Eurotiomycetes, Eurotiales, Aspergillaceae. The transcript is spliced from 7 exons. Gene Ontology annotation, biological process: transmembrane transport.
AUGGAGUGUGGCGGCAAGCGCUGGCAAUGGCUGAGUAAAGUUCGGUCGUCCGAGACUUUUAUAGUCAUUGUGGUGUCUAUUGCUAUUUUCACUGAUGUCUUUAUCUAUGGAAUGAUUGUACCGAUCGUCCCCAUUGCCUUGGUCGAUCGUGCCGGGGCUCGGCCCGAAGACGCUCAAAAAUGGGUCUCCGUGUUACUAGCCGUCUACGGUGCUUCUCUUCUCGUAGGCUCACCCUUAUUUGGCUGGUUCGCCGACCAUAGCCGGGCGCGGCAACUUCCUUUUAUCGUGGGCCUGGUCGCCCUGGGUGCAUCAACGCUACUAUUCGUCGUGGGUCGCUCCCUGCCCGCACUGAUCAUUGCCAGAGGGUUGCAAGGCUUCUCAGCUGCCGCGGUCUGGGUCGUGGGUCUGGCCAUCGUCGCCGAUAAUGUACCCGAGAAUCGCGUCGCCGAAGCCAUGGGUCAGACGACCAUUGCGUUGACUUGGGGGUCGCUGCUUGGUCCCACGAUUGGAGGUUUCAUGUUUGAAAAGUUUGGGUACUAUGCGACGUUCGCGGUGCCGGCCGUCUUGAUCUUGAUAGAUGUGGGCUUGCGAUUUGCCAUGGUGGAGCGAACAGGCGAUACCAGUGAUAAAGCUGGAAAACCAAGUGUCUGCGAUGGGAAUGAAACUGCCUAUGGCACCUUUUCUUCACCCGAGAGUGGACAAUCAGAAUGCGAAUCGGCGUCCUCCGACGAAGAAUCACUGAGUGACCGGAGACGGCUGAUCCGGUCGUCAAAUCCAAGCAUCGAACCGCCUCGUUUCCAUCGUGAACGCCAGGCGACCAUCUUCGAUCUCCUUACGUCUUCGCGUCUACCUCUUGCCAUUUCGGCUGCCAUGAUGACUUCUAUAUUAUUCUCUGCGUUGGAGACUACCCUCCCCCUCUUCGUCAUGAAAACCUUCCACUGGUCCUCCAGCGGUGCCGGCCUGAUCUUCGUCGUUGGUGCGCUCCCCAGUGCCGGCGGCGUCUACAUCGGCAAAGCCAUCAACCGCACCGGCGCCCGCAUCCCCUACGUCUGUGGCUUUCUCCUCGCCGCUGUGUGCUGGAUCUCCCUCCGCUUCGUGGGACAGAAGCGCCUCUUUGAGAUCAUCCUCCUCGUCAUCCUUCUCUUCCUGCAAGGUUUCUGUAUCGCGGCCAUUGAAAUCACCGCUACCACCGAGGUGUCUCAGGCGGCGAGUAAAUUCGAAGCUCGGUACCCGGGCGCCUUUGGCGACACGAGUCCCGUGGGACAGAGUUAUGGGUUGUUUAAUAUGGCAUUUGCUACAGGUCAGCUGGUGGGACCGGUGAUAGCGGGUGGAAUUCGAGUGUCGGCGGGGUGGAAGAUGAUGACGCUUGUUUUGGGGGGGGAUGUGUGCUUUGGCGGCGGUGGUGUUGGGGGCGUUUAG